UAUGAGGAGGCGAGGAGAUAGUUUCAGGAGAGCUGGCCGUCGGAAGAUCUCGAAUGUAGUCUGGUGGGUACUCUCUGCUUUUGUCCUCUUGCUCUUCUUCCUCCUUGUCUCCAAAGCUCGUCAUAUUGAACCCAGACCCUCCAUUCCCAAGCGACGGUACCGUAAUGACAAAUUUGUAGAGGGUAUGAACAUGACUGAGGAAAUGUUGAGUCCUACUUCCGUUGCUCGUCAAGUUAAUGACCAGAUCGCUCUUGCUAAAGCCUUCGUUGUCAUUGCUAAAGAAAGUAAGAAUCUUCAGUUUGCUUGGGACUUGAGUGCUCAGAUCCGUAACUCUCAGCUGCUCUUGUCCACUGCUGCUACUAGGAGAAGUCCCUUGACUGUCUUGGAGUCCGAGCCUACUAUUCGUGACAUGGCUCUUCUCUUAUACCAAGCCCAGCAGCUGCUUCACUACGAUAGUGCCACUAUGAUUAUGAGGCUCAAGGCCUCCAUUCAGUCUCUUGAAGAGCAGAUGAGUUCCCUUGCCGACAAGAGUUCCAAGUACGGACAGAUUGCUGCCGAGGAAGUGCCCAAGAGUCUCUACUGUCUUGGUGUUCGUCUCACUACCGAAUGGUUUCAGAACCUACAGAGAAAGGAGAGAAGCCUCAGGGCUGCUGAUUCCAACAAGCUCACCGAUAACACCCUCUACCAUUUCUGUGUCUUCUCCGACAACAUCAUUGCUACCUCCGUUGUGGUUAACUCCACUGCUCUCAAUUCCAAGGCCCCUGAGAAAGUCGUGUUUCAUCUUGUCACCAACGAGAUCAACUACGCUGCAAUGAAGGCUUGGUUCGCCAUGAGCAUGGACAACCUCAGAGGAGUCACCGUGGAGGUUCAGAAAUUCGAGGAUUUCUCUUGGCUCAAUGCUUCCUAUGUCCCUGUCCUCAAGCAGCUCCAAGACUCUGAUACGCAGAGCUACUACUUCUCUGGGCACAACGACGAUGGCCGCACGCCAAUCAAGUUCAGAAACCCCAAGUAUCUUUCCAUGCUCAACCAUCUUAGGUUCUACAUCCCGCAAGUGUUCCCUGCGCUCAAGAAGGUGGUCUUUCUUGAUGAUGAUGUUGUUGUUCAGAAGGAUCUUUCCGCUCUCUUUUCCAUCGAUUUAAACAAAAAUGUCAACGGGGCUGUUGAGACAUGCAUGGAGACCUUCCACCGCUACCACAAGUACUUGAACUAUUCCCAUCCCCUCAUCCGCUCUCACUUUGAUCCAGAUGCGUGUGGCUGGGCGUUUGGGAUGAACGUCUUUGAUUUAGUUGAAUGGAGGAAGAGAAAUGUGACCGGCAUAUACCACUACUGGCAAGAAAAGAAUGUGGACCGCACCCUAUGGAAACUUGGCACCCUACCUCCAGGGCUUCUCACCUUUUACGGCUUAACAGAGGCACUCGAGACGUCCUGGCAUAUCCUGGGAUUAGGAUACACCAAUGUCGAUGCUCGUGUCAUAGACAAAGGAGCUGUUCUUCACUUCAAUGGCAACUUAAAGCCGUGGUUGAAGAUCGGCUUAGAAAAGUUCAAACCACUGUGGGAGAGAUACGUUGAUUACAGUCACCCUUUUAUGCAACAAUGCAAUUUCCAUUGAUUCCCUAGGGUCUUUAGUUUUUUUUUUUACUUCCACUUCUUCUUAGUCAGCUAUAUAUACUCUUCCACUUUUGGUUACAGAGAGACACACUUGCUAAAAGAGUUUUCUAUGCUCUAGCACCAUCACUUACUGUAUCUUGUGAAUGUGAUAUUCAAAUUCAAUGAAGCAUCAUCAGCUA
Molecule: messenger RNA, 1787 nt
Organism: Camelina sativa (false flax)
Lineage: Eukaryota; Viridiplantae; Streptophyta; Magnoliopsida; Brassicales; Brassicaceae
Product: putative galacturonosyltransferase 10
Molecular function (GO): polygalacturonate 4-alpha-galacturonosyltransferase activity
Source: RefSeq, a predicted model, not a curated record